Alosa alosa (allis shad) is the source of this 927-nucleotide messenger RNA. Its product is annotated as vegetative cell wall protein gp1-like. The transcript is spliced from 3 exons. Bases 1 to 927 code for a protein of 308 amino acids. The record is from RefSeq and is a predicted model, not a curated record. Lineage: Eukaryota; Metazoa; Chordata; Actinopteri; Clupeiformes; Clupeidae.
AUGUGUGAGAAAGUGACUGAGAGUGAGACGCCGCCUGAUCGCCCUCACCUGCCCGCGCCUCCACCCUCACCUGCCCGCGCCUCCACCCUCACCCGCCUCCACCUCACCAGCGCCUCCACCCCUCACCAGCCUCCACCCCUCACCAGCCUCCACCCUCACCCGCCCACCUCACCCGCCUCCACCUCACCCGCCCACCUCACCGCGCCUCCACCCUCACCCGCUCCUCCACCCUCACCCGCGCCUCCACCCUCACCCGCCUCCACCCUCACCCGCCUCCACCCCUCACCAGCCUCCACCUCACCGCGCCUCCACCUCACCCGCCUCCACCUCACCCGCCUCCUCCACCUCACCCGCCUCCACCCUCACCCGCGCCUCCACCUCACCAGCGCCUCCACCCUCACCCGCCCACCUCACCCGCCCACCUCACCCGCCUCCUCCACCUCACCCCGCCUCCACCUCACCCGCUCCUCCACCCUCACCCGCCCACCUCACCCGCCUCCUCCACCUCACCAGCCUCCACCCCUCACCGCUCCUCCACCCUCACCAGCGCCUCCACCCCUCACCAGCGCCUCCACCUCACCCGGCGCCUCCACCUCACCAGCCUCCACCUCACCCGGCGCCUCCACCUCACCCGCUCCUCCUCCACCCUCACCGCGCCUCCACCCUCACCCGCUCCUCCACCCUCACCCGCGCCUCCACCCUCACCCGCUCCUCCACCCUCACCCGCUCCUCCACCCUCACCCGCGCCUCCACCCUCACCCGCCUCCACCCUCACCCGCUCCUCCACCCUCACCCGCCUCCACCCUCACCCGCUCCUCCACCCUCACCCGCGCCUCCACCCUCACCCGCUCCUCCACCCUCACCCGCUCCUCCACCCUCACCCGCGCCUCCACCCUCACCCGCCCUCGUCUUCGCCCGCCUGGCUAA